This is a messenger RNA of Sphaeroforma arctica JP610, 231 nucleotides long. RefSeq lists its product as hypothetical. The transcript has a single exon. The record is from RefSeq and is a predicted model, not a curated record. Lineage: Eukaryota; Ichthyosporea; Ichthyophonida. Gene Ontology annotation, cellular component: plasma membrane. Gene Ontology annotation, molecular function: calcium-dependent phospholipid binding. Gene Ontology annotation, biological process: cellular response to calcium ion. The annotation marks the transcript as partial.
AAAGAGAAGAAGAAGAGCUACCAGAACUCCGGCAUGCUGCACUGCACCACGUGUGACUUGCAAAUAGAGAACACAUUUGUGGACUAUGUCCGAGGUGGUAUGGAGAUAGGUCUGAUGAUAGGAGUGGACUUCACAGCCUCCAAUGGCCCAAUAGAAGCGCACGAUAGUCUGCACCACACGUCUGACCAAGACGAUCGGCCCAACGAUGUAGGUGGCAAUGUUGAACAUUGA